AUGAAGACUAUACUGUUGAUGAUCCUGUCCACUUUGGCUGUGGCUAGUGCUGAAUUGAUCAAUAUCGAUUGGUCCCAGGUUAAACCGAUCGAAGAGUUUGACCAUUAUUGGGCUCGGAUUCCGAAGGAAUGGCAGUUCCUACGCAAACUGACACCAUCGCGCAGAAUUACCGGUGGAUGGGCGGCAGCUCCGGGUCAGUUCCCGUAUCAAAUUGCGCUGCUAAGUCAUUUUGCCGGUGCUACAGGUCUCUGCGGUGCAACAGUUUUGACCGACUAUUACAUCCUGACUGCUGCCCAUUGCGUCCAGAACGCUCAGGGAGGAAUUGCUAUUAUCGGAGCUCAUGACCGUACUGCUAACGAACCUUCUCAACAAUUUCUCCCAUUCGAAGCCAGCGGGAUCAGAAUCCAUGAAGGAUAUAUUCCGACCAACAUGAGGAACGACAUUGCCGUUGUACGAAUGAAUAGCCUCAUCAUUUUCAGCAAUCGUAUCCAGCCGGUUCGUAUUCCCAAUUCGAUCGAUACCAGGGAUUUCGCCGGACUAACCGGAACGGUGUCCGGAUUUGGACGUACUUCUGAUUCAAGCACGGCUGAAUCUGCUGUAAUUAGAUUUGCUAGCAACCCCAUCAUGGCCGAAGCGGACUGUUUGGCGCGUUGGGACAACAAUGCCAACAUCAUCCAGCCGCAGAAUAUUUGUCUCUCCGGCGAGGGCGGCCGCUCGCCUUGCAAUGGAGAUUCCGGUGGUCCAUUAACCGUUGCUGAGGAUGGCCGCUCUCUGCAAGUCGGAAUCAUUUCGUUCGGAUCGGCCGCUGGCUGCUCGAUUGGAAUGCCAUCGGUUCAUGUGCGCAUUACACACUUCCGUCAGUGGAUCGUUGACAAUUCCGAUUUGGUGUGA
Messenger RNA from Sabethes cyaneus, 891 nucleotides. RefSeq names its product brachyurin-like. The transcript has a single exon. Gene Ontology annotation, biological process: proteolysis. Gene Ontology annotation, molecular function: serine-type endopeptidase activity. Bases 1 to 891 code for a protein of 296 amino acids. NCBI's taxonomy places the organism in Eukaryota, Metazoa, Arthropoda, Insecta, Diptera, Culicidae. The record is from RefSeq and is a predicted model, not a curated record.